AUGCACAAUAUCAAUGGCACGACAUACAUCGGUCCUGUGCUUAUUUCUGUCAACCCCUUCAAGCAGAUGCCGUACUUCGGAGAUAAAGAAAUCGAGAUGUAUCAGGGAGCGGCUCAGUAUGAGAACCCUCCUCACAUCUAUGCUCUGGCAGAUAACAUGUACAGAAAUAUGAUGAUUGACCGGGAGAACCAAUGUGUCAUCAUCAGUGGAGAGAGCGGAGCAGGGAAGACCGUGGCAGCCAAAUACAUCAUGGGAUACAUCUCCAAAGUGUCGGGAGGCGGCUCCCGAGUGCAGGUGAGAGCAGUUGCGUUUGCUCCAUCAGAUUCUGUAAAAAAUGCGUCAGAUUUGUUUAUCGAUUGUUUAUCGUUGCAUAAAUGGAUUGAUACCUGA
This is a messenger RNA of Nematolebias whitei (Rio pearlfish), 390 nucleotides long. RefSeq names its product unconventional myosin-Ie-like. Gene Ontology annotation, biological process: actin filament organization; vesicle transport along actin filament. NCBI's taxonomy places the organism in Eukaryota, Metazoa, Chordata, Actinopteri, Cyprinodontiformes, Rivulidae. Gene Ontology annotation, molecular function: actin filament binding; microfilament motor activity; ATP binding. Gene Ontology annotation, cellular component: microvillus; cytoplasm; myosin complex. The record is from RefSeq and is a predicted model, not a curated record. The transcript has 4 exons. Bases 1 to 390 code for a protein of 129 amino acids.